Ilex paraguariensis (yerba mate) is the source of this 387-nucleotide messenger RNA. Lineage: Eukaryota; Viridiplantae; Streptophyta; Magnoliopsida; Aquifoliales; Aquifoliaceae. The record is from the annotation of a GenBank genome assembly.
AUGUUGAAAGCGGAGAAUCCGAAUCAGCACACAAACAUUUUCUAUGAGCAGGAUGGUGAUGCAUCCCUCUCCUUUAAGCAAAAAGAAAUUGAAGUAGGAAAAUACCCACCUUUCAAUCAAAGCCCCAAGAAUUCUAAUACAUUUAAGAUAGUUCUACAUGGUUCGAACACUGCAUUGCCUAAAGAGAUUGGCAAGGGCUUGAAUAGCACAAAUUCAAAAGCACGCAUCUCUCUAUCUCUAUGGAUGAAUGCCUCGGUGAAACUGGAAACUGGGGCGUUGAAGACUGGAAGUAAGAAAAUUUAUGUUGAUUGCAGUUUGACAGUAGAUGCUCUGUCAAAAAGUGCGUGUGUACUUUCUCAGGAAUGUCAUACCAAGGGCCAACUCUGA